Messenger RNA from Setaria italica (foxtail millet), 435 nucleotides. RefSeq names its product glucose and ribitol dehydrogenase homolog. Lineage: Eukaryota; Viridiplantae; Streptophyta; Magnoliopsida; Poales; Poaceae. Gene Ontology annotation, molecular function: oxidoreductase activity. The record is from RefSeq and is a predicted model, not a curated record.
AUGACGGCUGAAAUCGACAGAACUGAUCGGUCCUCUCGCCGCCAUGGCUUCCUCGGAGUCGAGGCAAGCUUUCCCACCCCAGAGUCAGGCGUCGCAGCCGGGCAAGCAGCAUCUUAUGGAGCCCGCGGGAAGCCGGGGUUCCUGGGCUACUGCGCCACCAAGGGCGCGGUGGUGGCGUUCACGAGGGCGCUCGCGCUGCAGCUCGCGGGCAGCGGCGUCCGCGUCGAUGGGGUCGCGCCGGGGCCCGUCUGGACGCCGCUGAUACCGGCGGCGAAUGCGCCGGACGUCGUGGCCGCGUUCGGGACGAAGGUGCCCAUGGGGCGCGCCGCGCAGCUCGAGAUCGCGCCCUGCUACGUCUUCCUCGCGUCCGACGAUGCCUCGUACAUCACCGGCCAGGUCAUGCACCCCAAUGGCGGUGAGGUUGUGAAUGGGUAA